UUGGCCAACCCUGUCGCCAUGGAGGCAGCCAGAGAGGAGCAGGGGGGCUGUGCCCUGCUAAAUGCCAUCUCCAAGGGGCAGGUACACUUGGCUCGCUUCUUGCUGGAGGCGGUGGACGGGAGUCUGCUGGAGACCCGGGACCAGGAGGCUCGGACCCCGCUCAUGUACUCGGUGUUACUGCCGGCUCCCGCCGCCCGGGCUCGCUUCAUGCGGCUGCUGCUGGAGCGGGGAGCCCGGGUGGAUAGCAGCGAGCGGACGGGCCGCACGGCCCUCAGCCUGGCCUGUGAACUCGGUCUGGUGGACGCGGUGAAGCUGUUGGUGCAGAGCAGCGCUGACCCGGAGCUGGCUGACCAUCGCGGGAACACUCCGCUGAUGUACGCCGCCGCCUCCGGCCACAGGGACGUGGUCAUCUUCCUCCUCCGGGCCUUCAAACGCCUGGGGCUCGACAUCGAGCGGCCCAACCGGGCGGGACUCUCCGCCGGCCAAGUGGCCAGGCUCCUGGGCCAUCGCGACUGUGCCCUAGCGCUAGAGGCAGCGGCCAGGACAGGGCGGGAGAGAGGCCAUCUACCCCCUGACCAGCCCGCUGGUCACUCCAUUGGUCAGUCCCUUGGUCACUCCACUGCUCAGUCCCUUGGUCAGUCCCCUGGUCACUCCCUUGGUCAUUACCUUGAUCACUCCACUGGUCAGUCCCCUGGUCACUCCUCUGGUCAGUCCCUUGGUCAGUCCCCUGGUCACUCCCAUAGUCAUUCCCCUGGUGACUCCCUUGGUCACUCCCCUGGCCAUUACCUUGGUCACUCCCCUGAUCAUUACCUUGGUCACUCCACUGGUCACUCCUCAGGUCACUCUGGUCAUUUCCCUGGUCACUCCGUCGUUCACUCCUCGGGCCACCCCCUUGGUGACUCUCUUGAUCAUCUCCUUGCUUACUCUGGUGACUCUAUCAGUCAGUCCCUUGGUCCCUCCUCUGGUCAUUCCCUCAGUCAGUCCCCUGGUCACUCCAGGACUCCCUUCCCCUUGGGCAUGGACGAAGCGGCUCCUUUCAGCAGUGGCCCGGAUGCCAUGGUCUCCAUCGAUGAGGAAGGGGGUCAGGAUGAAGAUGAGGACCCGGCGAGGGAGCGCCUCUUGUCCCAGUGCUCCCGGCCUCGGCUCUGCUCCCUCGGCCUCCAGGAUGGCAGCGACCCCUGCACCAGCCUCCUGCCUCCUCUCAGCAGCUUCUCGGAGAUCUGCACUCUCAGGACAACCACCCCGUACUCCCCACGGCCGGCCAAGAAUGAAGCCACUACCCAGAGGCAGUGGGAAUCGGUGUGGACCAAGAUCAUCCCAGGAGGGUCAGCUUCCACUGAGAGGGGCUCCGGACCUUCCCAGCGCAGGGACUCCUGGCGCCUGGCCAGUUACUUCCAGAAGAGGUGCAGCCUCCCCACCAGCACCCUGUGUCCCUGUCCCCCAGCCUUCAGCAAAGGCAAGGAUGUGCCCAGUACCCGCUUCGGCACCUUCACCACCCUGGGCAGCAGACUCUUGCGACACUUCACCGUCCCCAGUUUCACCCAGAGCAGCGGGCGCCGGGGCAGUACCACUUGGGAGACUGCCCUCAGGAUGCCCCGAUCUGAGACUUUCCCCAUCGGAAAGGAUCACCCGCAGAUCUCCAACAUGCCCAGCAUCGACAGCGUCAGUGGAGUCCAGUGUGAGUUCCCAAUCUUAAACCAAUCCUCCUAAGUUAGGGGGGCUGAAACAAAGCCGAAGAACUGGCCCCCCGCAGUGUCCAGGGAUGUGGCCUUGGGAAAUACCCCACGCGGAGAACGGGGGUCUGCGUGGGAUGUUCUUGGGAGGGUCAGUGCAGCCUCAAGGGGCCGAAUGGCCUGCUCCUACACUGUGGAGAUUCUGUAACACUGAGGGAGAACAGACAUCCCGGGAGAUUGUGAGCUCAACCGCGGGGGAAGAGGGCGCAACAGAAUUCCUCUGGGCGUUAGAUGGAGAGAAACGCUUGGCUUUUAUGUUCUCCCGGGUGUGCCAAGGGGAGUGCAACAGCCAGGGACUAUCUGAGCACUGGGUGUGACUAUAGCAAAGACUCCCAAGUGUUUACCCUUUAACCAGAUUUAAGCUGUAGUUGCAUCGCUGUUUAUUGGGGCUGUUGAAACGCAGAAGACCGUUUAAGCCAACGUGCCUGGCACUAAGCUCCUUGGCAGAGAUUUCCAAUCUCUUCCAUCCCCAAGCGCCGGAGUUUAUUUGACAUACCUUUCUGUAUUUGUCCGACUCCUUCAACUCAACAAACUUUCCGCCUUCGAUCGUGACGCGUGUAUCCAUUAGAGUAACGGUGUUAUCCACGGACGGUCUUGGUGCAGACAUGCACCAGGAGUUAGAACUGGCUGCAUGGUGUUGUGUCUCUGCACAGUCUCCUCAGAGACUGUGGCCUUAAAACCGGACCAAGGAGUGGACCGCAGUGCCGGCGUUCAUAACGACAUUGUGCCUUUUCCUCAGUACUCGGUAACGCUUUACACCUUGUGUCGUUACAGCUUUCCCUCCGCUUGUGCGAACGAUCUGAAUGUCAAUUAAAUUGCUCUCAUGUUAACCUUAUAACGGGUGGGAUACAGUUAUUGAUGGGGGUUAAAGGUAACGCUGAGAUGAAGCCAAUGCUGAGAUAAAGUUACUGCCUGUGCUGUCUUUACUCCGAAAGCUGGUACUUUCAAAUAAA
Messenger RNA from Hemiscyllium ocellatum (epaulette shark), 2686 nucleotides. It is a transcript of the gene ankrd63, whose product is annotated as mucin-1. Lineage: Eukaryota; Metazoa; Chordata; Chondrichthyes; Orectolobiformes; Hemiscylliidae. The record is from RefSeq and is a predicted model, not a curated record. Gene Ontology annotation, molecular function: protein binding. The transcript has a single exon. Bases 19 to 1710 code for a protein of 563 amino acids.